Molecule: messenger RNA, 2579 nt
Organism: Pseudovirgaria hyperparasitica
Lineage: Eukaryota; Fungi; Ascomycota; Dothideomycetes; Acrospermales; Acrospermaceae
Exons: 2
Coding region: 151-2277 (708 amino acids)
Biological process (GO): nuclear-transcribed mRNA catabolic process, deadenylation-dependent decay; translational termination; translation
Cellular component (GO): translation release factor complex
Molecular function (GO): GTPase activity; translation release factor activity; GTP binding
Source: RefSeq, a predicted model, not a curated record
CGCCACAAUAUUUGUGCCCCACCAGACCUUUAGGCUCGAGAAAAUCAGCCCAACUUCUUAUAACAACCAGAUCUUAGUACAACACCGUCUUCGCAUCCAGUCCCUUCAUUCAUUUCUUUCACUUCGGGAAUCACACUAUAUCUCGUCACUAUGGCCGACUUGAACUCAUGGGAAGAGGACGAGCAGCUCGCUCAGCAGACUCAGCAAAAUUUAAACGUGGGAAACCCGCAAACAAACGCUUUCAGACCAGGAGCCUCUUCCUUCACGCCAGGAGCCCAGUCUUUUACGCCGGGACAGCAGUUCCAGCAAUAUCCCCAGUAUCAACAAUACAACUACGGCCAGCAGACCGGGGGACAACCAGGUUAUCCGCAAUACCAGCAACAGUAUGGUGGUCAGCAGGGGGUCUAUUCACAAUACAAUCAAGCUUACAAUCAAAAUUAUAACCAAUAUGGACAACAGCAUCAACAACAGCAGUACGGUGGCUACCAACAGCCACAGCAACCAACACGUGUGAUGGCACGGCCACAAGGCAAUGACGCUGCACAAUCACCCGCGAACCCAUCUACCGAAGCACCCAAAGCGAAGGUCCUCUCGAUCGGUGGUGACUCGGCGCCCAAGGCGAAAACACUGUCCAUUGGUGCUGACGGCGGUGCGAAAGUAGAAACUUCAGGAAAGACAAAGGUGCUAAGCAUUGGGACGCCCGCAGUGCCCGCAAAAGAGAAGUCUGAGAAGGUGGAAAAGGCCGAGCAGGCACCGGCGGAAGCAGGGGCUAAAGCUGCUGCAGUUAAGGCUAUCGAGAAGACGGGCGAGCCUACCGGAAACGAACCGACGUCUGGGAGGACGUCGCCAACUCCUUCGUCGGGUCGUGAUAGUCCCACAGGGAAGGAAAAGGCCGCUUUGAAAAAAGAGGCAGAUGCCGUCGCGAAAGAGCAGGAAGCGGACGUCGAUGAAGCGACUCUUGCUGAGAUGUACGGCAAGGAGCAUGUCAACGUUAUCUUCUUGGGACACGUCGAUGCUGGAAAGUCGACACUUGGAGGUAGCAUUCUUUAUGCGACCGGCAUGGUGGAUGAGCGGACCAUGGAUAAGUACAAGCGGGAGGCUAAAGAGGCGGGCAAAGAAACCUGGUAUCUUUCAUGGGCACUGGAUCUGAACAAGGAAGAGCGUGCACAGGGUAAAACUAUCGAAGUAGGACGUGGUUUCUUCGAGACAGAGAAGCGAAAGUACUCGGUCUUGGAUGCACCAGGGCAUAAAACCUAUGUACCAAACAUGAUUGGUGGUGCAUCGCAAGCGGACGUCGGCAUCUUGGUCAUCUCGGCACGUAAAGGCGAGUAUGAGACUGGAUUCGAAAAAGGCGGACAGACCCGCGAACACGCUAUGCUUGCAAAGACACAAGGUGUAAACAAGCUCAUUGUGGCCGUAAACAAGAUGGACGACGUGACUGUGGAGUGGAGUGAGGACCGGUUUAAGGAGUGCACAACAAAGCUUGCACUGUACUUGAAGGGUGUGGGUUACAAUCCCAAGACUGACAUCACAUAUAUGCCAAUAUCAGCUCAGGCCACGAUUGGUAUCAAAGACCGCGUGCCAAAGGAGACUGCGCCCUGGUGGAACGGUCCAUCACUGCUCGAAUACCUCGACAACAUGCAGACACUAGAGCGAAAGGUCAAUGCACCAUUCAUGAUGCCAAUAGCUGCCAAAUACCGUGAUCUCGGGACCAUGAUUGAGGGCAAAAUCGAGUCAGGUGUCAUACAAAAGACGAAGAGUUACCUUAUGAUGCCUAAUCGCGCCACCGUGUCACUUUCAGCGUUAUACGGCGAGACUGAAGAUGAAAUACCACACGCCACAUGUGGUGACCAAGUCCGAAUCCGAAUCCGUGGUGUCGAAGAAGAGGAUAUUCUACCUGGUUUUGUGCUUUGCUCGCCGAAGCGCCCAGUCCAUAAUGUCUCUGCAUUCGAGGCACAGAUUGUACUCCUUGACAUCAAAAGUAUUCUGAGCGCAGGAUUCAACUGCGUGCUACAUGUACACUCAGCAACCGAGGAGAUUACAUUUACGAAACUGUUGCACAAACUUGAGAAGGGCACUGGACGCAAGAGCAAGAAAGCUCCAGGAUUCGCCACCAAGGGUAUGUCCAUCAUCGCUCGGUUGGAUAUUACUGGUGGAGCAGGCUCGGUGUGUGUUGAGAGAUAUGAAGAAUAUCCACAGCUUGGACGAUUCACAUUGCGUGAUCAGGGACAAACAAUCGCCAUCGGCAAGAUCACAAAGCUGAUCACCGAGCCUUGAAUCAUGGAGACUUGGUUAUGAUACACCAUUGCAUGUCUCGAGUAAGGGCUCAUUGAAGCAUAGAGGUUGGAGACCAUGCAUGAAUAUGGAGCAUGUUCAGGAGUACUCGUCAUGCCUUUUUUGGGGUAUGAUCAGGUUAAGAUAGACAAGUUUCAAAAAAUAGUCAAACAUAUUUUGAGCGUCAUCGGCGUUACAUGGGUUGAUAUUGAGCUUGCAAGCAGGAAGCUGAGCAGCGUAUCGUGCCGUGCACAGACAAAGCAGAUAACAGAUAUGAUCUGAAUAUAUUCAAAAAGAUUUCACGC